This is a messenger RNA of Guillardia theta CCMP2712, 1140 nucleotides long. RefSeq lists its product as hypothetical. Bases 1 to 1140 code for a protein of 379 amino acids. The record is from RefSeq and is a predicted model, not a curated record. The transcript has 12 exons. Lineage: Eukaryota; Cryptophyceae; Pyrenomonadales; Geminigeraceae.
AUGCUCUCAGCUUCAGCCGGAAGCUUGAGAUCCUUGCUGAGGCUGCUGCUGCUGCUUGCAGUGCUGGUGAAUCCCUUGAACGGGGAGGACCCACAAGAUACGAGCCAUAGGACAUCCAGGACUGUGAAGCAGUAUGGCGUCCGCUCGUUCGUCACGGACGAUGGUUCCGACAUCCGGCUGGAUGACAGACCAGCAAAGGAUAUGGGGAGCCAGCUUCCGAGGAAGUCUCCUACCGCUAGGAUGGGCCCGGUCUCAUUGUGCUUGCUGGGAGGGACCCUUGGCCUGAUCCACGUGCUCACUGGGCCUGAUCACAUCAGCGCCAUUGUGACGCUGUCAGUGGGAGGAAGCUACAAGGCAUUCUGGCUGGGGAUGCGAUGGGGGGUGGGGCACAGCAUUGGGCUGUUGAUAAUGUUCGUUGUGUUCAUCUACAUGGGGAAGGGAAUCAUAGGAGAAGGGAGCGCGUUGAACUACGUCGCUGAUUUGUUCGUGGGUGUCUUUAUGAUUGUGCUGGGGGCAGUUGGGAUUUUCCGAGCUUACAGAAGUGAGACCGUGCAAGUCAGUCAGAAUGAAAACUCUGCCCUUGACGGGAACUCAAAGGAGCUCGAGCUUGUGUCGGAAGGCGGCGAUGCAGACAUUGAAUCAGGCAUGGACGUGGAUGCAGAAUCAGAGAGUCUCCUGGCUGAUUUUCAGAAAAAUGAGUCGAAGGAUUACGCGUUCGAAGUGAUCGUCAAUGGGAACACCACAAGCUCAGCAAAUUCGACGAGAUGCUGCGGCUUGAGCCUUUCCUGUGGCGUCUGCCGCAAGAUUCUGUUGAUAAGCAACGCCACGGGCCAAAAGAUUCUAUCGCUCGGCGUUGGAAUCCUUCACGGCAUAGCUGGACCUGGAGGCAUCCUCGGCGUCCUUCCAGCGGUGUCGAUGCACGAUGCGGUGAAGUCCACGUGCUACCUUGGCUCGUUCUGCUUCACCAGCAUCCUGACAAUGGGUGUGUUCGCGGCCUUCUGGGGGGAGCUGACUUCGAGAUUAGGAUCCACCAGCAGGGUGCAAUUCUACCUCAUCUUCGUGUCCUCCGCAUCUUCUGUGGUUGUGGGCGUCGUCUGGGUGGUUUUGCUGCACCUGGGCACACUGGACAAAGUUAUCUGA